This is a messenger RNA of Aspergillus melleus, 552 nucleotides long. RefSeq lists its product as uncharacterized. The transcript is spliced from 2 exons. Bases 1 to 552 code for a protein of 183 amino acids. NCBI's taxonomy places the organism in Eukaryota, Fungi, Ascomycota, Eurotiomycetes, Eurotiales, Aspergillaceae. The record is from RefSeq and is a predicted model, not a curated record.
AUGCCGGACUUGGAGAUCCAAGUUUCUCCCGAGACCGAAGCGGCACUGAAGACCAACCUCACCCUACGAUGCGUCGUUACUGCCGCAAUCCAGAAAAUUGGACAACAAACGGCGGGCUUUAGUGUACAGCUGAUCGUGAUCCAAAUGGUCGGCGUUCGACGCAUUGUGGAUAUCUGCUACGAUCUCUUCCUAGACGAGUGCGAUCCGGGACUUCGAGCUGAGAUUUCCGGGAAGUUCGACGAGAAGUGCCCAAUCCAUUUCAUUACCCGGAAGCAUAAGGUCUUUCUUAUGCGGAGGGAUCCGCGGGUGGACGCACAGGCGUUUGAGCAAUACCUGCAGUUGAGCAGCAGUGACAAAGGACCGUGGCCCUUGUUUUAUGAUAUGCGACACCCGCCUUUUUACGAAGGAGGGAGGCGUCUGAUAGAAUAUGAGGAGUUGACGAGUAGCUCUCCCACCUGGAGACCCUGGCAUUUACCACAAAUGCAGGGAGAAUAUGUUCAAGAAAGUACGACAGAGGACGAUGAGCUUGGCCAAGCAGAAAUCCCACACUAG